AAAAUAGAAAACACUACAUCUAAUCUCUCUCAUGAUCUCAUCAAAACAUUCACAAGAAAGUAACACUUUUUUUUGUCCCUUUGAAGCUCGCCCUUUUUAGCUUUAUCCAUUGAUUACCAGGAGACACCUUUUGUGGUUUUUGAUUUUGAGGCUUGACAUUCUCAAGCAAAGCUGGAAUUUGUGCUCCACAAUUUCAUUGUUUUGAUCGAAUAAAAAAACAUUUGGGUUUGUCUACUUUUGUUUUGGUUCUUAGGUUGAAACUAGUAUAGCCGAAGACACUAAUUUCAUCUCAUGAUCUGUAAGUUGAGGAACAACAACGAGAUCCCUCCUUUCUGAGUUCAUACUGAUCAUGGCACGUUCCUUAAAGAGUGUUUUUAUUGUUCCUGAACUGAAUGAGAGCAUGCUUGACUCCAAAACCAAAGGAGCUUUGGUACCUUGUUCUUCGAACAAAGCAAAAUCAAAGGGUUGUUCUGUUUUGAAUAAUGCCUUCAUGGGAGAAUCUGUUGCCCUAGAUGAAAAAGGUUUAGGAUAUUGCAGUUCAAAAGCCUCUAGCAGUGUUCCUGUUCAUGCGCAAGCAACAAUUACUGUUAGCAAGAGUUUGAAGUGGUGGGAAAAGAACCUACAGCCUAACAUGACUGAGAUCCAUUCAGCACAAGAACUGGUUCAUUCUUUGCUCAAAGCUGGUGAUUCAUUGGUUGUGGUUGACUUCUAUUCACCUGGUUGUGGAGGUUGCAAAGCCCUUGAUUCAAAGAUCUGUCAAAUAGCUGGAUUGCACCCAAAUGCAAUAUUUCUGAGAGUAAAUUACGAUGAACUGAAAAACAUGUGUCACUGUUUGCGCAUUCACGUGUUACCUUUCUUCAGAUUCUAUAGAGGUGCGGAGGGUCGAGUUUGUAGCUUUAGCUGUACCAAUGCAACUAUUAAGAAAUUCAAGGAUGCCAUGGCAAAAUAUAGCAAUGAAAGUGGUAGUUUUGGUCCAGCGAAAGGUUUGGAAGAAUCUGAGCUGAAAAUUUUGGCCUCAAUGGGUGAAAUAUCAAAUGAUUCUUCGCUCUUGCUAUAUCCCAAACAAGAGAAAAUGAAGAAUUUGGUUAAUGAUUUUUCUGGAGUUUGGAACAUGGCUAGUAACAGCAGGGGAGUUAUGAAGGACACUAUGUUCUGAAAUUGAUUUUGAAACUACUAAACAGAGCAUUUAUUUAUUUAUUUAUUUUGCAUUGUUUUAGGAUGAAGAUUUUAGUUAAGUAAAACAGCUUCAUACCAUUGAUUUGUUUUUUCUAGGA
Messenger RNA from Vigna radiata var. radiata (mung bean), 1274 nucleotides. RefSeq names its product thioredoxin-like 1-2, chloroplastic. The record is from RefSeq and is a predicted model, not a curated record. The coding region runs from base 350 to 1156 and encodes 268 amino acids. Gene Ontology annotation, biological process: cell redox homeostasis. The transcript is spliced from 4 exons. NCBI's taxonomy places the organism in Eukaryota, Viridiplantae, Streptophyta, Magnoliopsida, Fabales, Fabaceae.